AUGGAAUACGAUCCAGCUCAUAAAGCCUCUAGCGUCACUAGCACAUCUAGCAGUUCUUCUGCUUGGGAUUCUUUGCCUUCUCUAUAUACUGGGCGUGCAGGCUCUGUCUCUAGUGUAUAUGAUGAACUUGAACCUUUUGAAGAAGGUUUUGCUUUGUAUGACAAACCACAAGAUCCCAUCAUCAUGAGCCAUGAUGAACAAGACACUGUCUCUGAUUUCUUGGAAUCUAUUUUUGAAAAAGAAAAGGAACAAAUCAUCCUAAAUCACGAGGUGCCCUCAUCUUCAGGCCUAUGUCAUGGGAAUGGAAAAAGACCUUACCAACAAGACGCACAAGAAGUGAUAAAGAAACCCAAGUUGAAUGACGAAAUCAAGAAUCGAGAAUUAUUGACCGAUGAUCAAAAACGCGCAAACCACAUUGCCUCAGAACAAAAGCGUCGUAACACGAUUCGUGGUGGUUUUAAAGAAUUGACCGAGAUCAUUCCUACCUUAAAGAAUAUCAAUAACUCUAAAAGUACCAUCUUGUUCAAAUCGGUUGAUUAUAUCAAGCAGCUCGAUAAGCGCAACAAAGUCCUUAGAGAGAAACUGACUGCCUUAAAACGCAAAGCUCAACAAAAGACACACAAGAGACAGGCUUUACCUUCCAAUACAGUUGCUGCAGCUCUGCUUGCUCACAAAAAUCAGCAAAAGCAACUAGAGCUACUUCAAGAGCAAUUGCGAGUACAACAAGCUCUGUUAACAAAGCAUAACAUUCAAUCUUACCUUUACCCUUCAUCUUUGCAUCACAUUCAUCAAACAGCCAAUGCUGGACUUGGCUAUCAUUCAAUCUCAAUUCCUGCUAUGGAUGAUACACCUGUAGCAUCAACAAGUAACUCACCUACUUUACCUCAUGCAUCUCUUGUAAAUACUACUCAUAUCACAUCUCAUGCUGCCUUGGUUAUGCCUGCUUCUGUAGACGAAUGGCAACAUGCUGGUGCUGCAAGUUUUAUUAUCCCAGCAGACGAGAGCGAUAAACAAAACACAUUUCGUGAACGUUUGUUAAGCUCUGGAAAACUCAAUCACUUAAGAAAACCAUCUAUUAUGUAA
Molecule: messenger RNA, 1083 nt
Organism: Gilbertella persicaria
Lineage: Eukaryota; Fungi; Mucoromycota; Mucoromycetes; Mucorales; Choanephoraceae
Exons: 3
Coding region: 1-1083 (360 amino acids)
Biological process (GO): regulation of transcription by RNA polymerase II
Molecular function (GO): RNA polymerase II cis-regulatory region sequence-specific DNA binding; DNA-binding transcription factor activity, RNA polymerase II-specific; protein dimerization activity
Source: RefSeq, a predicted model, not a curated record